Molecule: messenger RNA, 249 nt
Organism: Saprolegnia parasitica CBS 223.65
Lineage: Eukaryota; Oomycota; Saprolegniomycetes; Saprolegniales; Saprolegniaceae
Exons: 2
Coding region: 1-249 (82 amino acids)
Source: RefSeq, a predicted model, not a curated record
AUGAGGCCGUGUCUGCUCAAGACGCGCACCCGGUGUCCACUCUCGCCCGCGCAACUCGAGAAGAACCGGCAGCGCGCCCGCACGUACUAUGUCCGGCACAAGGCGGUCGUGCUCGCGAAGCUCAAGACGCGCUACCUCCAGAAGCGUGAGAUCAUCCAGGCCAAGCGACGAGCACUCUACCAGCGAAAAACGGCGAGCAGCCUCCCGGUGACCGUAAACCGACUCGCGCUGCGCUAUAUUCUUAAUUAA